This is a messenger RNA of Ciona intestinalis (vase tunicate), 2739 nucleotides long. Lineage: Eukaryota; Metazoa; Chordata; Ascidiacea; Phlebobranchia; Cionidae. The record is from RefSeq and is a predicted model, not a curated record.
GUGUAAACAAAUUUUUACAUCUGCAGUUCGUCAAAAAAUGGGCCACGGAAUAUUUUUGGUCCCAUCUUCCAACCAUGCAUAAGGAACUGGUUGAGACAACACCGUUCAACGCUCAGGCAGAGUACAUCAAACAAGCUUCGUGUAUAGAGGACGUACCAGUGCAUUACUAUAAACUGUACAAGACAAAAAAAGAGACCACGCCGUCCGUAGUACUGGGGAUCUACCAUCAAGGCAUAAGAAUCCACCAUGUCGCCCCACAACGAGACGAUGGUAUACAUCUACUCGACUUCGAGUUUCCAUGGAACAAAGUUGGUCGACUUUUCUUUGCUGCAAAGAGGUUUGAGAUAUAUCCUGAAGAUUUGCCAGCCAGCCGCCGCUUGACGUACUACACAGGCAGCCACACCCGGUCCAAGUACCUGCUGCGGUUACUCAGAGAAACUCACUCUCUCUAUAUGAGCUUGACACCCUUUGUACAACACAUGCGAAAGUUGGACGGUCGAGCAACAAAACGUCAAUACCGCGAAUCGUACAUCAGCGGCAAGAAUCUUGAAUAUGACGUCAAAGGGGUUGAAGAACGUCUUGUUGGUGGGGAAGGGGAAAUGAGCCCUCAGUCCAACAACAGUAAAUCCGGUGUUCGUGAGAAGCUUUACAAAUCGUAUAACUCAAGCACCAGUCAUGGCAGCUCCCAUACCUCUGGUAUUGAGAGUGAUUCCAAGCAAAGAAACGAAGCUGAUUAUGAAGACGAGGACGAAGUGGAGGAAAACGAUAACGCGUUCGUGGACGAUUUCGACCCGAUUGAGCUAGAUGGGCCACCUAGCGGCGGUGUGAUCUGCGUGACAGAGAAACACUUAGCGGCGCCACAGCACAAGAGUUUAAGUGUUUCCGAUUUGACAGAACAAUUGCCGGUUGUCCCCGCUCCAGUGGAAGAACGAGAGCUGUCAAGCACUUCCGAGACGACCCAUAGUGAGCUUACUGUCAAGGGCGAUUGCUUCGAUUUCCCCGAGCCCACUGUUUCAAAAAGUGAAGAUGACGUCAUGCGUGACGUUACUCUUGCGUCACCGGUUAAAGAGCGUGUUAUGUCUCCCGGUGUCGAAAAAGUCACACAAAGCAGCAACAGCUACCCAUCGAAAGUCGCACACAUUAAGGAAGCAUCGUUGGAGAGACUGCCCCAGCCGGGCGCGCUGAAGCAUAGCUUGUCACAUGACGCUUUGUCCUACAUCUCGUCCAGUGAGGCGUCUGCAUUCAGCCACGUGAGUGCUCGGCGGGACAUUCCACCAACCCAGCUCAGAGGAUCUAGGACUUACUACGAUGACAUGCACACAAUACCACGCCAGCACAAGUUGUCGUCAUCGGAUUCCAGUAAACGUACAUCCGUCCAACACAGCAGCAGACGCAGUAAAGAUGGUUUGGAAGAAAAAUCUCGACGUCACAGACAUCGUAAGCGUUCAUCACGUGACCAUGACGUAGUUGGUGGCCGUAUGCAGAGAAGUGCAAGCACUGAAACUGGUCUUCACCAAAGCGGUGGUCGUCACAGGAACAAGUCCGGAGGAAAGCGACACCACCGUCAUAAGUCGAUGCACGACGCUAAGGAUUUUGCAGACGAAGUGGAAAUUAUGGUCGACCCAGCAUCCCCGCAUUUUGGCGCCAUGCUUUCGGCUCAAAAGAGCGUAGACGACCUGGCCGAUUCAACUGACUCGCUGCUUUGUCGCAGCGACCGACAUAACAACAUACCAGCUGCGUUCGAAGAAAAACUCAUCGAGCGUCUGUCUUCCCUCCCGUCACCCCCGACGGUUCCUAACCCCGCGGAAGACGCGAUCGAAUCUCCGAGCUCCCAUUACCGCAAGAUGAGCGACGCGUGCCAGAAAACCAUCGCAGCUCAGCACCGUAAACUCUCCGACAGCAAGCUUCCCCAGCAGCAAAGAAAACGAUCCGACGCCGACCCGCGCAACCGAAAGACUUCAUCACAUGGCGGUCCCAAUGGCAGCGCCGGUAACACACCCCGAAAGGUAGAAGUCCUUCUGCGCUCGAAAAACGAACAAAGACGACGUCCAGUCUCCUGUAUUGCGACCACCGGCGACUACAGAGCGGACAAGAGCACCUGCUACGAAGCUGCUAAGACCUCGAGGCCACCAGCUUACAUAGACGGUCUCAACGAAGUUAUUGUGUAGCCGCUAUAAUUUCACUUCACCCAAGAUAUUGCAUUUUCCGUCACUAACCCGCAGAAUUUCGUGCCAAAGAUUUGGCGAGUAACUUAUAAAAUGUUGGUUUGACGUGACACGAACGAGCAAUCACCUUGCCAAUGUUGUUUCAAUCGGCCUUUUUUUAUUUUAUUUUCUAAUUGCAUUGGCUUUUUGUUUUUACAAAGAUGUACAGAUACCAAAACACAUUUCUGUAUCGAAACCCGCGUCCUCCCACGUCUGUUCCUCGUUCGUUUUUUUUCGCUUCUUCAUCGCUGCCUUUUUCAUUUUUGUAUAAAUUUGUGUUGCUGCUAACAUUGCAGUUCGCCCGCUCACUUACACAAACGUGCGUGCUUGCAUGUAGCACGAGAGACCAUUUGUAUCGAUAUGUAAGAAAGGUGUGCAUUCUUAGUUUAUUUUACGGCGUCUUCCUGUCUUUUGUUGGUUCCGCCGAACGAUCAAUUGUUUGCUGUUUUUCGUUUUUUUUUCAUUCACUUUAACUCAGGCAUCCCACUGCGGCGGGUGCUCUUCGUUGAAUAAAUAAACACGUGCAGUACACCGA